This is a messenger RNA of Drosophila busckii, 915 nucleotides long. Its product is annotated as uridine diphosphate glucose pyrophosphatase NUDT14. Gene Ontology annotation, biological process: ribose phosphate metabolic process; nucleoside phosphate metabolic process. The transcript is spliced from 3 exons. The record is from RefSeq and is a predicted model, not a curated record. Gene Ontology annotation, molecular function: metal ion binding; UDP-sugar diphosphatase activity. Bases 28 to 663 code for a protein of 211 amino acids. Lineage: Eukaryota; Metazoa; Arthropoda; Insecta; Diptera; Drosophilidae.
GUGGGAAACUGUUUUCAUCGUAAAGUCAUGGAAAAUAUAUCAAAAGUCUGGCUGGGCGAGCUCCCCAAAGAUUCGCCCUACGUAAAACCCUUUCGUAUGUAUUAUGUGCAAAAUGGAGUGGAGAAAAACUGGGAUCUGCUGAAGGUGCACGAUAGUGUGGCAAUAAUAUUGUUUAACACUACACGACAGAAGCUGGUGCUGGUGCGCCAGUUCCGCCCGGCUGUUUAUCAUGGCAUCAUUAGCAGCGCGCUGGGAAACUUUGAAAAAGUGGACUUGAAAGAGUUUCCGCCUGUUAUUGGCGUAACCUUGGAGCUCUGCGCCGGCAUUGUUGAUAAGCAAAUGAGCUGGGAGGAAAUAGCGCGCGAGGAAGUAUUAGAAGAAUGCGGCUACAAUGUGCCUGUGGAGCGCAUAGAGCAGGUUAUGGUGUACAGAUCUGGCGUGGGCUCUUCAGGCGCCAAGCAGGCAAUGUACUACUGUGAGGUGAACGACGAGGACAAAGCCAACAGCGGCGGCGGCGUAGAUGAUGAAAUGAUUGAGGUAGUGGAGCUAACACUAGCUGAAGCUCAACGCAUGGUGCAACAAGGAGCCGUCAACAAUAGUCCACCCAGCUGUCUCAUGGGUCUCAUGUGGUUCUUUGCCAACAAAGCGCCAAAAGCUAUAUAGAUAAAGCAAUGCCACUUUAUUUGUUAUCUACUGAUAACUCUUUGACAACGAAUUAUACUCUAGGCUGCCUUAUGAUCCACACAUACAUACGAAGACGCUAUUUGUAUAAUCCAACUUCGAAUGCUUUCCAUCACGCAUAGCGUUACACAAGAAUUUCAACUGCCGCUCGAGUCUAAACAGCAAACAGAAGAUCAUGUGAAUAUAUUUUAGAAAAUAAACCGCAUAUGCCUAUAGUAAUGUAUAUGACUGCAA